AUGCAUAGAGGCUCGGCUUGGAGAAUUCCUCCUUCAGUCCAAAUACACAAUCGCCGUAAUCGGUGCGAUGCGACGGGAGGUGGUUGUCCAGAAUCACGGGUGGCCACCACCCAGGAGAUGCAAGCUCGGUGCUUUAGAGUGGGCAUCAGAUUGCAUGUUGCGAUUAUUGUAUUUGUAUGCAGGCGUAUGCGAGUCGAAAAGGCAGCGGGAAUGGAUCAAGAUCGGUCGGUGGAGGACAAUCUGCAAUGUACAAACAGCCUCGGAGUUUGA
Colletotrichum higginsianum IMI 349063 is the source of this 270-nucleotide messenger RNA. RefSeq lists its product as uncharacterized. The coding region runs from base 1 to 270 and encodes 89 amino acids. The record is from RefSeq and is a predicted model, not a curated record. The transcript has 2 exons. NCBI's taxonomy places the organism in Eukaryota, Fungi, Ascomycota, Sordariomycetes, Glomerellales, Glomerellaceae.